Messenger RNA from Meloidogyne enterolobii, 1401 nucleotides. The record is from the annotation of a GenBank genome assembly. NCBI's taxonomy places the organism in Eukaryota, Metazoa, Nematoda, Chromadorea, Rhabditida, Meloidogynidae.
AUGGCCCGUCGUUCCUCCGACUCUCAUCUAAACGCCUUUCUACGUGGUGAACUACCAGCUAGCAUCGUUCCCGAUUUCUGCGAUAUUUCUGUAUUCAAAACCAUCAAAGAAAGGGCUAGGAAGACUCCAACAAAAUCUCAUAGCUUGCGUUUAUCUUACUUAAAAACCCUCCAAGCCUUGAAAGGCGCUGUAGGCCAAAAAGCUAUUUCAAACAAGCCCAGCUCUGUCAGCCGCCAAUUUGGUGCAUCCCUCUCCAGAUUAAUGAAAACGUUGGGGCAGGCUACCCCCUACUUUAUUCGGUGCAUAAAAUCAAAUAAUGAGAAAGUCCCCAAUCACUUUGAUGAUAAUAUCAUACUUCGUCAAUUACGGUAUACUGGAAUGCUGGAGACCGUACGUAUUCGCCGUGCUGGUUAUUCUGUUCGGAUUGAAUAUGAAUCCUUUGUCAACCAAUAUCGCAUACUGUUGCCUAAGGGACUAGCGUCAACAAAAAGUGAUAUCCAAGAGUUUAUGCGUUGUAUACCCAUAAUAGACUCGGAGGAGAAUAUACAAUAUGGAAAUACAAAAAUAUUUAUGAGAGAUCCAGAAAAGUUAUUACUUGAUGAUCAUCUACAUAGAAUUAUAAUGGAAAAAAUUUUAACGUUGCAAAGAUGGAUUAGAGCUCAAUUGGAGCAUAAACGCUACAAAAAGUUUAGAGCAGGCGUGAUUAAAUUACAGGCUCUAACUCGAGGUGUUUUGGCUCGAAUUAAAAUGCAGCGGAAACAUGCUGCAGUUAUUUGUAUCCAAAGUUGGUGGAGGAAAAUUGUUGCACAACGAAAGUAUAAAAUAAUAAGGCAUGCUGUAUUAGGAAUACAAUCACUUGCCAGGGGAAAUGCUCAGAGAAAAUGUUUGGAAGAGCGCCGUGCUUCAAAAGAAAAUAAGUCUAGUUCCCCUCGCCCUAUGAUCACCCGUCUUGUCAAAACAACGUUGCCAAAGUUGGAUAUCAACGACCCCGAAAGUUUAGCAGCCUUUGCUUCUCCUGAUUCUUUUGAUUCGCGCGAGUUGGACGAUGAACUUCUCCUUUCUAUAGGGGAGGAAGAAGAAUCUGAUGAAGAUGAGGAAGAGGAGGAGGAAGACGGGGAGAGGUUGGAAGAAGAAAUGUUCGAGCUUGAUGAUGAGAAAUUGGCAAAGCACAAAAGAGAGCAUCCCGAACUUGCUCUAGACGCAGACUUCAUUUUGGAAGACGCCCGUCUUAAACUGAUCCAAUCCCAUUCUUACGAAGCCAAAAGAAAAAUGAUGCAAAGACGGCAAUCUUUAGCCGCUACUUCUGCUAGAAAGCAUAAAAUGCUACGUCGGGCAGCGAGUACAGAAAGCGACCAAAUCCAGGAUUCCUCUUGUAAAGCUAAAGUAGUAAUAUUUGUUUAA